AUGUAAGAAAAUUUAAUUCAAAUUGACUUUUCAUAAAUCGAAAGCCUAGAUCCUUGUAUACAAGGAGGAUACAAGAUAAUAUACAAUGAAGAGAUCUCAUUCAUGAUUAAAUUCCCAGAUCAAGAGGAUCAAAGUAUUGCGGAAAACAUCAGAGUCAGAAUAAUGAUAUUGGGUAAUGGAAAAGACUUAUAACAAUUGACUUUGGAGUUGUCAAGUGAGAACGAUCUAUUUUUCUAUUAUUUUCACACGGUUGAUAAGGACAAUUUUCAAGUUGUAAAAACAAAUUAAAAACUCAACACAGACUUCUUUGGUUAUCCUGAAGUUUGUGUGAAGACAUUUAGAAGAUGUUAAUUGGAGCAACAACAUUUUUUACCUAUAUUGUACAUUUAGCAGAAUGCAAGAGCAUAAGUGAAUAUAGUUUAAACAUUGGAGUACAAGGAGUUGACUCUAAUAACAUUUGAGAUGAUUGCUGGGGAUGAGGAAAUCAUUAAAUAGCAUGUCUAUUACAAACAUGGGGCAGUGAAAUCUAAGUUUUAGAUAUUAAAUGCAAAAAUAAAAGAUAUUCAUGAAUUAGUCAAAGUGAAGAAUCCCUAGCUGUUGCUUCAUUUGUAAAAGUACCUUCCUAAUUGA
Molecule: messenger RNA, 630 nt
Organism: Paramecium tetraurelia
Lineage: Eukaryota; Ciliophora; Oligohymenophorea; Peniculida; Parameciidae
Exons: 4
Source: RefSeq, a predicted model, not a curated record